Messenger RNA from Linum trigynum, 5078 nucleotides. The record is from the annotation of a GenBank genome assembly. NCBI's taxonomy places the organism in Eukaryota, Viridiplantae, Streptophyta, Magnoliopsida, Malpighiales, Linaceae.
CUCAUUAAUAAUCCUUAUCCACCGAUAGAUAAUUAGAUAUUAAUUAGAGAUAGUUUUGAAAUUUAAAAAUUAAGUCAACUUUAAGUUUAAAUUUCACAAUAAAAAUACCAACUAAUUUUCUCUGUCUAGCCUUCUUCCUCCUCCCUCGCACAUCUCUUUCCUCUCCCUCGCUUCUCUCUUCACAUAAACGAAUAAGAUAGUUUACAACUUAAGGGGCAACGAGUUAACUUUGUAAAAUCAGCGGUUUGCUUUAGCAAGAAUAUCGUUGUGCCUGACCAAGAGUUUCUGGGCCAGGUCCUAGGAGUGGGAGUUGUGGGUGCCCACGAUAAGUAUUUGAGAUUGCCUACUCUGAUAGCUCAAUCUAAAAUGGAGACGUUUCGCUCUUUGGAGGAGAAGUUGCUAGAUCGACUUUAGGGAUGGAAACAACAGACUCUAUCUUGGGCAGCGAAGGAGACCUUGGUAAAGUCUGUUGCUCUGCCAUUGCCAUUACCCUGUUAUGUCCUGCUUUAAGCUCCCACUCUCACUCUGCCGCCUCCUGGAUAAUCACACUGCUAGGUUUUGGUGUGGGGGGGGGGGGGGGGGGGGGGGAAUGGCCAGUCAAAAAUACAUUGGAUGUCCUGGCGGAAUAUGUGUAGAAGUAAACAUGAGGGUGGAAUGAGGUUUCGCCGCUUCGAACAUUUCAAUCAGGCGCUCCUAGCCAAGAUUAAUGACUGGCGCAUAUAGAUUGAUCCCAACUCUCUACUUGCACAUGUGUAUAAGGGGAAAUAUUUCCCUCGUGGAAGCUUCCUUAUGCCACUACGCGUUCCCGUCCGUCCAGUGGUUGACAAAGCAUCAUGUUCGGUCGGCGAUUAUUGAUGCAGAGGCUCUGGUGGCAAAUUGGGAAUGGCCAGCCUGCUCCGUUGCUUCAGAGAAAUUGGGCGCCUCGCCUUCAUCCACUACCCCCUACGUUUAAUUCCCGAAUCUUGCCUGCUGAUGAUAAGCUUACGGUUGCUGCAGUCAUUAGUCCGGGGAUAGGACGCUGGUGUGAUUUGAAUCUCAGACAGUGGUAAUGUUUAGGUAAUGUUGAGGACCGCCUAACUUGGCAUUGUACACCUGACAGGUCUUUCCCCGUUAAAUAUGCUUACCAUUUGGCAGUCAUGCUGAACAAAAAAAGUCGGGCAAUGGCGGUCAUUUUCUAGUUGGAUUGACAGGCCUAACUGGAUCCGGUUGUGGGCAGCUCCAAUUCCCCCUAAGCUAAAGGUUUUUCUUUGGCAAAUAUUCAACCAUCUCCUCCCUAUGACGGAUGCUCUGAUUGAAAAGAAGGUCCAGGUCCAUCCUCGAUGUCCAGUUUGCUGGGCGGAUUCGAAGACGUUGGAGCAUUUGUUUCUUUAGUGCCCAGUGGCGAGGGCCUUAUGAGAUUACGCGGGAUUGGAGUUGGCCAGGGGCUUCCUCGCCAAACUUUCCCACUGGUCCUAAAAAGGUUGAUGAUGCUCAUCCAUCAACCCCAGCUGGUUAUGGCUGUCACUACUGUCCUUUGAAGGAUCUGGCUUUCACGUAACUGGGUUGUCUGUGAGGGUAAGAAGUUUAGUAUCCCAGCUUUAAUGCGGCAAUUCCACCAGCAUUAUCAGGAAUGGGUAACUUUUUCGGUUGAUAGGAUUCAACGAUUUCCUAUCCAACCUAUGGCGAUGGCCCCAGAUUGCCCUAUAAUAUGUAUGUGGGAUGGGGAAACCAAAGUUGCGUCUCAUUCGGCUGGUGGGAUGAUUGUCAUGAAUCAGGCUGGGGAGAUUAGCCUGGCUAAAGGGGUUCAGUUCAUUGGGAUUCAUGAUCCAUUGGUUGCUGAGUUCUGUCUCUCCGGGAGGCUAUUCCUUGGUGUAGGGCAUCUGAUUUUAUGGAGGUGUGAUUCGAAGGGGAUGCUAAGGUGAUUAUUGAUAAGGUCAAUCAAUCGGAUACCAGGGUGAGCCGGAUAGGUGCGCUUCUUGAGGAGGUUGUGUGAUGCUUGGAGCUUUAGAAUGAAUUCUCUCUGCGAUCUGUAGGUCGGAGUAGUAAUAGGGUAACCCACUUGGUGGCUAAGAAGACCCUUUAAUUGUACCCGACUAUGAGUCGUUUUUUUAUUUUUUAUUUUAUGGCCUGGUUAAAUUUAAGGAUGUAACUAUCUUCGCUUCUGAUCAAUAUAUUGAUUAACUUUUGAAAAAAAGAAUUAUCAACAAUUUAAAUUUAAAUUUCACUAAAACUACUAACAGAUUUUUUCCCUCGGCUUUCUUUCUCUUUCCUCUCCCUUUCUUCUUUCUUCACAUUAACAAAAAGUUCCUUUAAAAAUGAAAUAGAAUUAUGAAGUGGUUAUGGUUGAUCGUCCGGGAAAAAAGAGGCGGUGAAAAAAAAAUAUGAUGACGUGGCCUCAUGAUAUCGUAGAGAAUUUGAAAUGAAAAAUGAUUUUUUGAGAAACACUAUAAUAUAUAUUGUAGAUAUCUAGAUGGAGUAUAAAAAGAUACUGCGAAAAAAUAAAAUUCAACAAGACCACCUUAUUUUUUUUUUAUGAAUCAGUUUGUUUCAUUUCAUCAAAAAGCAAUACUAGCAACAUCCUUGCUAGUUAGGUAGCAACUCAAUAGUUUUGUUUCAACAUGAUAUAUUAACCAAACACAAAAAGGACUCAAAAUUUGCACUCCCAAACAACCCUAUAAUAUCUUCCCUAACAACCCUGCACAAGACAUCACAAUCCCUGCAUUGACCACUAUAUACUCUGCUGCACCUUUCUCUCCAUAACAGGCUUACCAAGCUUUGCCAUAACGCUCUGUCAACAUGCAACUGGACUGAAUGAGUCCCAAACUGAUGCUACAACCAAACAAUUUCACCCUUCAAGGAGGAAGGCAUCUGAGCAUUCCCUGAGCCCCUGCAAAAAAGUUUCCCAACCAUUUUCCUCUACAAUGGACACACUGCAAACAGAUGAUCAAUCGUCUCAAGAGAACAGUUACAAAAAACAAAUCCUACACUACCAUCAAAGCCCCAUUUCAACAUUCUCUCUUUGGUAGUUAGAGCUCUUUUAAUAAUCAGCCAAGUAAUGAAUCUAUUCCUUGGAAUUUAGCUACUCUUCCAUAAGAUGUUGGAUCAUGGCACUUUCUGCUGUUUUGGCCUGAUAGUCUCCCAGAUAUGUCUAAUGGAGAAAACCUCCAUUCGUUUCUAAUUCCAGUAAACUUACGGCCCAGCUGAUGAAAAUAAGUGCACACUCUUUGCAUAGUUUUUAGUAUGCGUUUCCAAUUCCAAGACCCAGAACCACCAGAGUAUAGCCAAAAAUAUUGGCCUUUAAGUUUGUAGAUGCUGAUCCACGCAACCCAUAAUGAUCCAUGCUGCAUUAACAGGAGCCAAAUAUGACGAGUAACACAAGCAACUUUCUAGGUUUCCAAAUCUCUCAGACCAAGUCCCCUCCUGUUUGGGAAACGUGAGGAAUUUCCAUCCUAUUUUAGCUUUCAAUCUGCCUCCAUUCCCCACUCCCCAUAAGAAGUUACUGAGAAUUCCUUCCACUUCUCUAAUCACUGCCUUUGGAAGUAUAAAAACAACUAUCCAGUAUUGAUGCAAGCUAUACAACACUGAGCUAACUAGUUCAACACGACCAGCAUAUGAUAAGAAUCUUGAUUUCCAUCUAUUUAUCCUAGCUACAAUUUUAUCAAUCAGUGGUUUAUAUGCUGAAACAGUGAGUUUCCCCUAAGACAAGGGUACUCCAAGAUACCUGACUGGAAAUUUGGCAAAUGUAAACCCAUAUCUGUCUGGCCUCACCUUCUAUUCUGGGCCAGGCAGCCCCCCCCCCCCCCCCCAAAAAAAAAAAAAAACAACUCACAUUUACUAGGGUUAACUUGCAAAUCAGAAAGUCUUCUAAAACGAGCUAGGAUCUCUUGCAAUAUUUGAAAACCAUAAUUUGAACCAUCAGAGAAAACAAGAAGAUCAUCUGCAAAGCAUAGAUGAGUAUGCCAAUCUUCUUGCACAUUGGAUGGAAAGGAAAUAAACCUUUUUGAGCUUCUCUAUCUAAGAUGCAAGAGAAAACCUCCAUUACAAUCACAAACAGAUAAGGAGAAAGUGGGCAGCCUUGCCUAAACCCUUUACAAGCAGGGAAAUAACCCACUAAUCCUCCAUUUAACCCCACACUUAGCACAGGAGUACUCGCACACAUCUUUAUCCAACUAAUGAACAAAUCUGGAAACCCCAUAUUCUUCAACACUUUGAAAAUAAAAAGCCAAUUAACUGAAUCAAAGGGUUUCAUUAAAUCUAUUUUGAGAGCACAUCUAGGAGAAACAUUUUUAUGAGCAUACUUGUGAACAAGUUCAUGAGCUAGCAAAAUAUUAUCUCCAAUAGAUCUCCCCUUUAGGAAAGUUGUUUGGUUCAAGCUAAUAAGAUGAGGCAGAUGAAUCCUAAGCCUAUUUGCAAUAAUUUUGACUAUAACUUUGUAGAUAGUAUUGCAACAGGAAAUAGGUCUGAAAAAUCUCAUUUCAUCAUAGUUCUAGACCUUAGGAACAAGAGCUAAAAUUGUAGCAUUCACUUCCCUAGGAACUUUACUCUCAUAAAAGCACGUUUGGAUAGCAAACGUUACCUCUGCCCCUACAACAGGCCAAGCAUGUUGAAAGAAUGUUGCCGAGUAACCAUCAGGUCCCGGACUUUUAUCUCCAUUCAUUGCAAAAACCACACUCUUCACCUCAUCCUCUAUAACAAGAGCACAUAGUCCUUCUUCAUUGGAUAUAGUCUUCCUUAAUAGCUUAGAGUAAAACCCAUCCGAUUCUUCUAUCACAUCAGGAUCAUUUCUUCCCAGUAAUCAUUUAUAAAAUCCUUCAACUAUAUCUCCCAGAUCUUUUAAGUCAGUGACCUUACAUCCCUCCUCAUUCUUGAGCAUAGUUAUCGUAUUCCUCCUUUGUCCGGAUUUCAGAUAUACGUGAAAAUAUGGAGUGUUUGAGUCUCCCCCCUUAAGCGAGAGAUCUCGAGACUUAUGCCUUAGGAAAGAUUCUUCAGCCUGGAGUAACUCAUGCAACUCCCUUGAAAUCACAGAUUCCUGCUUAAACACUUCACUAGUAGGAUUGGAUAGUGCUUCCUACUGUAUAGAAUCAAGUUCAGCCUUUUCA